Molecule: messenger RNA, 3125 nt
Organism: Gadus morhua (Atlantic cod)
Lineage: Eukaryota; Metazoa; Chordata; Actinopteri; Gadiformes; Gadidae
Product: prolyl 4-hydroxylase subunit alpha-3-like
Exons: 13
Coding region: 147-1784 (545 amino acids)
Biological process (GO): peptidyl-proline hydroxylation to 4-hydroxy-L-proline
Cellular component (GO): endoplasmic reticulum
Molecular function (GO): procollagen-proline 4-dioxygenase activity; protein binding; L-ascorbic acid binding
Source: RefSeq, a predicted model, not a curated record
CAGUACAGUGGGGGACCUGGCUCUCAGUAGAGCGUGCGGGGUAGGGGCCGGAGAACCACUCCUCUACUGCUGGACACCGAGGGCGCUGAUCCACGUGAGCGAAUGACUGGAGGAGACUCGGCAUUGGAAAGAAGAACAGUUGCAAGAUGCUUUUUCUUAAAUGGAUUUACUUAGGUUUUGGCCUCAUCACUUCGUCUCAUGUUUGUAUGUCUGCUGGUGAAAUAUACACUUCGCUACUGAACGUAAAAGAGGCGAUCGCUAUUGAACAAACACUGAUAGAUACUCUGGGAACGUACAUUGACCACGAACUGGAAAGACUUGAGGACCUUAAACGAUUCCACUCUAGGGUGUCUGACCUGCACAACGCCGUUUACAACGGAUCCACCACGGCCAUGGCUAACCCCCUGAUCGCAUUCACUCUGAUCAAGCGCUUACAGUCUGAGUGGGCCAACCUGGUCUACAGCAACGAAGCCUCCGAGAACACACAAGCCCUGAGGUCCGGUUUCAAGGCGCUGGAGGCCAGCCUGCCCAAGAUGGAGGACCUGCAGGGUGCUGCUAAGGCCCUGAUGCGGCUCCAGGAUGUUUACGCUCUCCAGGUGGGGAGCCUGACCCGGGGUCGCUUCCAGAGAGCUGCGCGGGGCGACCCCGUGGACAUCUAUCGGCCCGCAGUCUCCGUCCCUCUCUCUGGCGACGACUGCUUCCUGGUUGGAAAGGUGGCCUACGAACUGGGGGAUUUCUACCACUCGGUGCCGUGGCUGGAGGAGUCGGUGCGUCUCUUCAGGGGGUCCGGAGGGGCGUGGAGGCCGGAGAACCAAGGCACACUGGAAGAUGCCUUGGACCAUCUGGCCUUCUCACACUUUAAAGAGGGAAAUGUGUCCUACGCACUGAGUCUGUCUCAGGAGUUGCUCCACCGUGAUCCAAUGAAUGGACGCGUUCUGCAGAAUGUGGAGAAAUAUGAGACGCUGCUUGUCCAGAGCACAUCCCUACCCGUCAGCCAGGGUGUUGGAAUGAGGAGGCCCAACUCCACCGCCCUGAGAACCAGGAACACGUACGAACGGCUCUGCCAGACGCGAGGCUCACAGCCAAAGCAUUAUGAAAACCAAAGACUGUUCUGUGACUAUUUCACCAAUGGGGAUCCUGUACUACUGCUGCAGCCAAUAAGACGUGAGGUUCAAAGCCUGCAGCCCUAUGUGGUUCUUUAUCACAACUUCAUCACAGACAAGGAGGCAGAGGACAUCAAGACGCUGUCCCAGCAAGGGCUGAGAAGAUCGGUUGUGGCAUCUGGGGAGAAACAAGAAACAGCCGACUAUCGCAUCAGCAAGAGCGCUUGGCUGAAAGACUCUGCCAGUGUCCUCAUGGGUCAGAUGGACAGACGCAUCGCGCGGCUCACCGGCCUGAACGUGCGCACCCCUUACGGAGAGUACCUCCAGGUGGUCAACUAUGGGAUCGGUGGCCACUAUGAACCGCAUUUCGACCACGCUACGUCUGCUUCAAGCCCUGUGUUCAAACUCAAAACUGGAAAUCGAGUGGCAACAUUUAUGAUUUAUCUCAGUUCAGUAGAGGCCGGUGGCUCCACGGCCUUCAUCUACGCCAACUUCAGUGUUCCGGUGGUGAAGAACGCUGCCCUCUUCUGGUGGAACCUCCACAGGAACGGUCGAGGGGACGAGGACACACUGCAUGCAGGCUGCCCUGUGCUGGUUGGGGACAAAUGGGUCGCCAACAAGUGGAUCCAUGAGCACGGCCAGGAGUUCCGGCGCCGCUGUGCUCUCGACCCAGAAGAGUGAGCGAGAGGGGGAGGAGAGAGAGAGCGACGGGCCCACUCGGGGCACUAGAGCCCCUCCUCAUCCUGGGACAGAGAGGCAGGCUGCCCAAGCAGCGAAGGAAGGAAGGGGCAGUAGAGGGUUAAACUGGCAUUCUGCUGCCGCUGCAGCCACGAAAGAGGCCCCUGGGAGCCUGGAGAUGGCCCUCCUGGAUGGAGAGGGGGGGGGGGGGGGGGGGGGCAGCCGCACGCCCCGGCCCCUGGAGAGGAACCGGGCCGAGGAUGGGGGCAGUUGGCAGCAGGCCCCCGAGGCUGUGCGCUCCCUUUGCUGUCACUGGGCUGGGCCACUCGCUGGGCUGGAUUACCUUAACUCUACCAUGCUGUUUCCCUCUCCGUCUCAGUUCACGCUUUUCAACUUUAUUUAUUUUCAUGUAUUUGUACAGAAGAGUUGUCCUUGCGUACGUCUUCAUUUUGUGAGCACACAUCUGCUGUCGUGGAGACACUUCACGUUCAAGAUGUCCGCGCUGUCGUUUGUCACCUCACAGCUGGGGAACGGCGCGGUAGCCAGCGCUGCGAACCAACGAAAGCAUUCCCAGUCGAGUGUGGCCGGGCUUUGUUUUCCACGGGUGACUAAGAAAACCAUGUGUCAUUCCCUGUUGCCAACGAGACCGCUCUUGUGAUGAACUGACGUGUACUCACCGUCUGGUUCCUACUGGAAUAGUUGAGCAGAACUUUGGCCCGACGCAGUCACCAUCAUUAAUCACUCUCUGGGGAAACAUCGGGACUGCCUAGCCCCAUCGGCUGCAGUGCACGUGUCUCACUGCUGAGUGUCUGCCUGCAUAACGCUCUGAAGUAGGUCAGGACCCUGCUCAGUGGAGAGGACUCGUUUUCUCAUUACGUCGCAGACAGAGGAAGAGUCUAUUGAAAGAGCCCUGAAGGAGCUGGGUUCUCCAAGGGCCCCUAUCUGUCUGUGGUGGUCAGCUCCUUUAGUGACAGGGUGUUGAAAGCUCAGAGAGGGCCGGGGGGGGGGGGGUAGUUGUUGUAUCCACAACGUGGAUGGUACAUACUGUAUACGUUGUACCAUCCACAACGUAUACAGUAUGAGAUAAACGCAAAGAGAACCUUGCGCACAGACAAACACAAAUACUGAUAGGGUCAUAUUUGUGUACAACUGUUGUUCCACAGUUGUGUGAGGUGUGCAUGGGCGUGUGUGGUGUUGAUUUGUGGGAACUUCAGGGCCAAGUCUUCCAUCGGGUUGUUCAGGAACUCAAUCGCUACACUAUUCUAUGUUGGGUGUUUCAUUUUUGUUUGGAUUAACCUUUUUCUGGACUGUGUUUUAAAGUUAAUAAAGUGGCCCUUUCGUGAA